This is a messenger RNA of Paramecium pentaurelia, 239 nucleotides long. Lineage: Eukaryota; Ciliophora; Oligohymenophorea; Peniculida; Parameciidae. The record is from the annotation of a GenBank genome assembly.
AUGAAAGAUAUUUAUGGUUUAGAAUAAAGAUGUUAUUCAAUUAAUAUAAAAGAGAUUCAAUAUGUUAAUAAGCUCUUGAAUUAGUUAAAAUUGUAAUUUAUAAAUAUAUAAAUCAUAGCCUGGAAAAUAUGAAAGAAAAGGAGCCCAAGAAGGAAAUGUUACUUUAAUUUUAUAAGGCAUUCCAAUAGAGAUUCUAACCAUGUUAGUUUAUUAAUAAAAUAUAUGAGAACGGAUCUUGA